This is a messenger RNA of Annulohypoxylon maeteangense, 1719 nucleotides long. RefSeq names its product WD40 repeat-like protein. The transcript has 3 exons. Lineage: Eukaryota; Fungi; Ascomycota; Sordariomycetes; Xylariales; Hypoxylaceae. Gene Ontology annotation, molecular function: protein binding. The coding region runs from base 264 to 1586 and encodes 440 amino acids. The record is from RefSeq and is a predicted model, not a curated record.
GAUGCGGCUCAGUUGAAUUAUAUAAAUUUAUCUUCUUAAUAAUUAUCCACGACAAACCGUUUCGCUCGAGCAGAAAUAGAGUCUUAGAAAGAGAACCAUCGCCUACUCAUCCCUCUAAACGUACAUUUCCGUGGUUCCCGUACAUACGCAUCGCAUAAAUGAUGGCGUACAAGGAGAAGAAAUAAGCAAUAUAGCCUUCCUAUCCUAGACGUGCUACAGGAGCUUAUAUUCUCGAAAAUCAACUUCCGUCAGGAAAAAUAACCAUGUCUCAGCACCAGGACCAACCUGCGCAGCCUAAGUCUGUCCUUCGAGGUCAUCGAGCUCAGGUGCACGUCACUACGUUUAUUAGAGGCAACCAGAGACUAGCAUCUGGAGAUGCUGAUGGCUUUGUAAUACUCUGGGACUUGACUAUCAUGCGUCCUAGAGCUGUCUGGCGAGCUCACACGAACUCCAUACUCGGAAUCUCCGACUGGGACGGCGACAAGAUAAUUACACAUGGUAGGGACAAUCGACUAGUUGUGUGGAAACUAGGUAGUCAGGAUGAAAUUGCGAUGAGCACUGCUCUUCCACUUGACGAAUCCGUACCCGAACGACCUCAGCCGUGGAUCCUAUACAUACUCGAAGUAAACACGUUAAACUUUUGCUCCUUUUCAUGUUGCCCCCCCGUAUCAGAUAUCGCUCGGGAUGAAAUACUCGUAGCGGUUCCUAACACGCUGGAAUCCGAAGCUGUUGAUAUCUUCCAGCUUCCGAGUCAAAGACGACAAGGUACUGCUAAUCUGGGAAAUAAAACAGAGGACAAGGGUAUGGCUAUGUCGUUACGUCUGUUCCGGCUCAACGAAUGCCUCACCCUCGUUGCUGCGUAUGAAUCUGGCCUCGCAGUGCUAGCGCAACUCGGAAGAGGCGAAACGUGGGACAUUUUAUAUAGAGCACAAGUGCAUAGUCAACCAGUGCUAUCACUAGAUGUGGAUCCUCGCAAGAGAUUUUUCUUAACCUCCGGUGCUGAUUCUGUCAUUGCAAAGCACCCGAUUCCUACCGCAGCUAUUCCAACCAAGGAGUCACAGGGCAUAGGACAAACAAACGGCGAAACCGCUGCCCUCCCACUAGAGCCCAAGUCUGCCAUACCCCCUAGGCAGGCUAGACAACGCAUCGAAACACAGCCGCUAAAGACUAUAAAUACCAAGCACUCGGGACAACAGAGCCUCCGUAUCCGAUCCGAUGGUAAAAUUUUCGCGACGGCAGGAUGGGACUCCAAAAUCCGCGUCUAUUCUACGAAGACUAUGUCGGAGCUGGCCGUUCUAAAAUGGCAUGAAGUUGGCUGUUACGCAGUUGCCUUUGCCAUAUUGGCUGAUACACAACCACUGGACUCCUUGAAGUCAAAUCUUCAGAAUGAAGAAACAGAAGAGAACUCCGAAAAUGGAGUUGCUAAUUCCCAUAUCCUAGACAAUCGAGCUUCAACUAGAAUGUCCACCUCACCCAAGCCAGGGCAGCUCAGUGUUAAGGAUCGACGAAUGAAGAUGGCGAAAGGUGCUCAUUGGUUAGCGGCUGGUAGUAAGGACGGGAAGAUCAGCCUAUGGGAUAUUUAUUGAAUACCACUUAGGUGGUCUCCAAAAGGUGCCGUGUCCUUUUCGUAUUAUCUACACAUGUGCGAUGUGCCUACUACGUCGUACAUACUACAUAUUUUAUGUCCACGAAAACUAGGCUAGGAGGUGCAUAGUCACU